CAAAGAAGAGUUAGCCGGACAUUUUCCUUCCAAGGCAGCCGUAAACCUUAUCCAACUGAGGGGUUUAGAAUCAAAUUUAGAUUCGAAACUUUACUAUUCGACUCGAACCGCUCGCAUUCGCUCUACUCCUCACAAAAUAUUCUACUAAAAAACGCAGCUAUGAAUAGCUUAACAACGAGCUCAACAAGUCGAGUUCUAGCAACUUUGAAUCGAUUCCCAGAACGGAUUCGCUUGUGUGAGAAAUCCUGGGGAGUUAAUCCCAGCCUUCGACCUAUGCAUAUACAUAGAGCUCGAAGAUUCGUUUGCAUGGCGGAGCCCUAUCUGAUAACGAAACUGAAAUCUGCAGAGAAUACUUGGAAAGAGUUAUCGGUUAAGUUGGCUGAUCCUGAUGUUGUCUCAAAUCCCAGUGAAUACCAAAAGCUGGCACAAUCUAUGGCUGAGCUGGACGAGGUUGUGUCAACCUUUAAGAGAUUCAAGGACUGUGAGAAGCAAUUAGAAGAGACGAAAGCUUUAGCAAAAGAUGAUGGCAGUGAUCAGGAUAUGGCAGAGAUGAUUGCUUCUGAAAUUGACUCUUUAUCUAAUCAACUCAGAGAGCUUGAGGAGAAACUUAAGGUGCUUCUGCUACCCACUGAUCCUCUGGAUGCAAGAAAUAUAAUGCUUGAAGUAAGGGCAGGUACUGGUGGUGAUGAGGCCGGACUAUGGGCUGGUGAUCUUGUCCGUAUGUAUCAGAGGUACAGUGAGCGAAAUUCUUGGAAGUACACUCCCUUAUCAAGCUCUGAGACUGAAAAGAAGGGAGGAUUUAAAACAUAUGUGAUGGAGAUCAAAGGGAAUCGUGUCUACAGCAAAUUGAAGUAUGAGUCUGGUGUUCAUCGGGUUCAACGUGUUCCUCAGACAGAAGCACAGGGUCGUGUGCAUACUUCUACUGCAACAGUAGCCAUAAUGCCAGAGGCAGAUGAAGUUGAGGUUGUAAUCGACCCCAAAGAUAUUGAACUGACAACGGCAAGGUCUGGGGGUGCAGGAGGUCAGAAUGUCAACAAGGUGGAGACAGCUGUUGAUCUUGUCCACAAACCAACUGGAAUCCGCAUCUUUUGUACUGAAGAAAGGACUCAACUCCGGAACAAGGAUCGAGCUUUUCAGCUAUUGCGAGCUAAACUGUAUGAGAUAAAAGUAAGAGAGCAGCAAGAGAUGAUAAGCAGUCAACGAAAAUCACAGGUUGGUACAGGUGCUCGUGCAGAAAAGAUUCGGACAUACAACUACAAGGACAAUAGGGUUACCGAUCAUCGCUUAAAGAUGAACUUUGAGCUCACCUCUUUCCUUGAUGGUGAUAUCGAAACUGCAGUCCAGGCUUGUGCUACUACGGAGCAAAAGGAACUGCUAGAGGGACUUGUGGAGUCCGCAGUCGCUCCAACUGGCUGAUCUCUAGCAUUUUCCAGCAAUUUGGUUAGAGAAUUCAGGUGAUUGGACAAGAUCAAGAUACGCAAGGAAAACCUUAAAAUGAGUUGCUCUUGAGCAAUUGAAAGGAAACAAUAUCUGCCCCAAAGAAGCUGUUGUACUUCUUGAUAUAUUCUUUUCACGAGGACAUUCGCACUUAAUUGGCUGAUGUUGUCCCAAUGAUAAGACCUUUUUUUUCUCUCUUUAUAUAUGUAAUGUACAUAAUGAAUUACAAGGUAAAUGGUUUUUUGACGCUUUUAUAGGGCUCACCCUUUAAAACA
Messenger RNA from Juglans microcarpa x Juglans regia, 1712 nucleotides. Its product is annotated as peptide chain release factor APG3, chloroplastic. The coding region runs from base 160 to 1416 and encodes 418 amino acids. Gene Ontology annotation, cellular component: chloroplast. Lineage: Eukaryota; Viridiplantae; Streptophyta; Magnoliopsida; Fagales; Juglandaceae. Gene Ontology annotation, molecular function: translation release factor activity, codon specific. The record is from RefSeq and is a predicted model, not a curated record. The transcript is spliced from 15 exons. Gene Ontology annotation, biological process: chloroplast organization; plastid translation; translational termination.